Nicotiana tabacum (common tobacco) is the source of this 859-nucleotide messenger RNA. RefSeq lists its product as uncharacterized. NCBI's taxonomy places the organism in Eukaryota, Viridiplantae, Streptophyta, Magnoliopsida, Solanales, Solanaceae. The record is from RefSeq and is a predicted model, not a curated record.
UCGAAGAGUGACAUUGUAGACCAACUGACGAAGACAGCACACAAUCACACCCCACAAAUCUGAAGAAACUUCUCUCCUUGCACUGAAAAGUCUCAUCAAUUUUGAAGGAAUUUCACUUUUUCAUCAGGUUUUUGGGUAAAGAAGAGGUGAUCCAAAUGGAUUUUCCAGAGCUAUGGGCAAUAUUUGGACCUGGGGUGUCCGGCGCUGUCUUCGGUGCCGGUUGGUGGUUCUGGGUUGAUGCCGUCGUUUGUAGCUCCGUCAAAGUCUCUUUCCUUCAUUAUCUCCCAGGUAUAUUCGCGUCUUUGGCUGCUUUGAUGUUUAAUUGCGUAAGGAAAGAGGACAUUGACUACUCUCCUUAUGAUGAAGGCGAGUGGAGGUUGAAGCUGUGGCUUUUUAUUGCAUAUGUCGUAUCCUUUGUGUCUUUGGCAGCAUCAGUUGGGCUAUUGAUACAAGACGCACUCGGAAAAUCUGGUCCUUCAGCUUGGACAGGAGUUGCAGGUGUUCUGCAAUGUGUGUUUGUUUUAAUCAGUGGGCUGAUCUAUUGGACAUCACAUUCAGAAUCUUGAAGAUAUACCAUGGGAGAGGAACAUAAGUCAUUUGAUGGAAUCAUCCCAUACUCAAUCCAUCCCCUCGAGUAAGAGAUACAAUUGAUGCUUGUAUAAAUGUGUGUUGGUUGUACAGUGAUGCUAAGCACCAAGUGUUAAACGCUCGUAUCUUCUUUCUACAUAUUGUUAUAAUGACUAAUUUGAAAUUUCAGUGGAAAGCUUCAGGAAGUAUAUGUCUUUGUGGUUACUGAACUGAUGAUGAAAUGUUUUGUUUCGAAAGACACUUUUGAUUAUAGCUUUUACGUUAAGCCCUA